AUGGAUUAUUCAAACUCGAACUCCUAUUACAGCCAGUCGACAUUCGACAAUCCCUACCACAAACCAUAUGCUGGUCCAUCUUAUCCUGCUGCUGGAUCCUCUUCCAACCAUAGUGCUCCAGUUCCUGCCAACGCUUACGAAUAUGAUGUUGGUAUCUUGGCUCAACAAAGUGUCUAUGUUCCGGGGGCGAUGAUUGACAAACGAGGUGGCUCGGGUGGCAAACUAGCCAAAGGUGGCAAACGAACCACUGUUUUGCGAAAGGGAGGAGGCAAGGUGUGGGAAGAUCAGACGUUGCUGGAGUGGAAUCCAUCUUGGUUCAGACUCUUUGUCGGCGAUCUCAGCAACGACGUCUCGGAUGAUGUUUUGUCCAAUGCUUUCAAUAAGUAUACCUCAUUUCAGAAAGCGCGAGUCAUCCGUGAUAGAUUGAGCCAGAAGGCCAAGUACGGUUUUAUUGCGUUCUCUGAUCCUGAAGAUUUUUUGAAGGCUUGGAAGGAGAUGGACGGCAAAUACGUGGGUAACCGACCUGUUAAACUUCGAAAGGCCGAUGAUGCUGCUAUUCGUCCCGUAGAGAUUGGUCAUCGCAAGGCUCGUCAACUCGAGAAAGAUUUGAAGAAGAACCGACACAGGCCCUAUUGA
Lentinula edodes (shiitake mushroom) is the source of this 636-nucleotide messenger RNA. Its product is annotated as RNA-binding domain-containing protein. NCBI's taxonomy places the organism in Eukaryota, Fungi, Basidiomycota, Agaricomycetes, Agaricales, Omphalotaceae. The transcript has 4 exons. The coding region runs from base 1 to 636 and encodes 211 amino acids. The record is from RefSeq and is a predicted model, not a curated record. Gene Ontology annotation, molecular function: mRNA binding.